UAUGCAGGUCGAGAAUUGCAUCUCGCCAGCGAGUGAUCUCUCCAAGAAAUUUAUGAAUGUGGGCAGUGGCUUUGCGAGCUCCGAUGGAUCUGAGCUUCCGUUGCAGGACCAUCCUAUUAUAUCUGCAAGUGACAACCUGGAGAGAAGUUCACCUCUGAAAAAAAACUCUAGGGAGAUGACGAAUCAGUCAGAGGCAGACAAUUUUCCCGACUCCAAGGACGCAUCAGGGGACGUCCAGAGGGGCAAACUCUCUCCUGGUCUUCACGGAGUCUCUGACAUCCGUCAUAAUUUCGAUGGAUCUGCAGGAGAAAGGUGCAUCUUUUCUCCAUCCACCCAGCCGCAGCCAGUCUCAGCAGCUCCCAGUGCCAUGUUCCCGUACCCGACCCAGCAUGGACCAGCGCACCCGGCUUUUUCUAUUGGAAGUCCCAGCCGCUAUAUGGCCCAUCACCCGGUCAUAACUAAUGGAGCUUACAACAGCCUUCUGACCAACACUUCUCCUCAAGGCUACCCGGCCGCGGGCUACCCUUACGCGCAACAGUAUGGACACACGUACCAAGGAGGGGCUUUUUACCAGUUCUCCACGGCGCAGGCAGGACUGGUUCCCGGGAAAGCGCAGGUGUAUCUGUGCAACAGGGCCCUGUGGCUCAAGUUCCACAGACACCAGACAGAAAUGAUCAUCACAAAGCAGGGACGACGAAUGUUCCCAUUUUUAAGCUUCAAUAUUUCUGGCCUCGACCCAACUGCUCACUACAAUAUAUUUGUGGAUGUAAUACUCGCUGAUCCAAAUCACUGGCGCUUUCAAGGAGGCAAGUGGGUGCCAUGUGGGAAAGCAGACACAAAUGUAAUAGGAAACAGGGUUUAUAUGCACCCGGACUCUCCAAACACCGGAGCGCACUGGAUGCGUCAGGAAAUAUCAUUUGGAAAGCUAAAGCUGACAAACAACAAAGGUGCCUCCAAUAACACAGGGCAGAUGGUGGUCCUCCAGUCCCUCCACAAGUACCAGCCCAGGCUCCAUGUGGUGGAAGUAAACGAGGAUGGGACAGAGGACACCAGCCAGCCAGGAAGAGUCCAGACUUUCACCUUCACAGAAACGCAGUUCAUCGCCGUCACAGCUUACCAGAACACCGACAUUACGCAACUAAAAAUCGACCACAAUCCGUUUGCCAAAGGAUUUCGGGACAACUAUGACACUGUCUACACAGGCUGCGACAUCGACCGCCUAACUCCAUCACCGGGUGACUCUCCGCGUUCACAGAUCGUGCCGGGUGCGAGAUAUGCCAUGCCUAGCUCUUUCCUGCAGGACCAAUUUGUCAGCACUUAUGCCAAAUCUCGCUUUCACCCUGGCGUGGGGACUGGUCCUGGCACGGAGCGCAGCGUCCCACUCGGCAACAGCUUGCUGUCCCCGCAGCAAAGCGACGAGCCCACUGUUGCCACCCCCCCGCAGCGAUGGUUUGUCACCCCUGCCAACAACCGACUGGACUUUGCUGCCUCGGCAUACGACGCCGCUGAUUUCGCCGGUAACGCGGCCACCUUGCUGUCCUACGCAGCGGCCGGAGUGAAGGCUCUUCCCCUGCCGACUGCAGGCUGCUCCAACCGGCCUCUUGGCUAUUACGCAGACCCGUCGGGCUGGGGAGGACGCACGCCGCCGCAGUACUGUGGCGUAAACAGCAAAUCCAGCUCGGUCUUUUCCUGCUGGCCCGCUAACUCUCUGGGUAGCAGAGCGAGCACCAACUACCUGGCUGAGGAGGGGGACUCCAUCCCGACGGAGAGGUCCCCCAUCGGAGGCUCAGAGGAGACCAAACCCAAAGACAUGACUUCAGAGUCGAGCUGGAUAGAGACGCCUUCCUCCAUUAAGUCCAUCGACUCGAGUGAUUCUGGGAUCUUUGAACAGGCCAAGAGGAGGAGAAUCUCACCUUCUGCCACGCCGGUUUCAGAGACAGUGUCCCCGUUAAAAUCUGAGCUGUUGGCACCCAGGGAGUGUGAGAAAAACUGCACAAAGGACAUUGGUUAUUACAGUUUCUAUCCUCACAGUUAAAACAACAAAAAUCCAUCUAUCUAUCCAUCUAUCUAUCCAUCUAUCUAUCUAUCUAUCUAUCUAUCUAUCUAUCUAUCUAUCUAUCUAUCUAUCUAUCUAUCUAUCUAUCUAUCUAUCUAUCUAUCUAUCUAUCUAUCUAUCUAUCUAUCUAUCUAUCAACAGCUUAAUCAAUAAAAACUAAAAGAUGAAAAGGACUGUCACCUCCACAGUUAAAGGCCAAAGUGUAAAUUCUUCCAUGGCUCGGGCGCCUUGUCUCCAGAAAACACUGUAAUUGUGAAUAUACUGUAUAUAAUAAUAUUUGGUGAUAGUGAUUGGAUGUACACAGAAUAGAUUAAAUCAUAAGUAGUGUUUUAAAAAAAUAAGAAGAAGCUCUUCUGUUGAGUAGCCUAGUAAAGAAAGAUAUGGAGAAUCUUGUACAUGAAAUGUUCUUGUGUAGCAUAUGCUGGCAUAUUAAUCCCUGUCAGUGAAAAAAAUGAUGUAUUUUGUACUUUAUCAAAGCUGUAGGCUACCCAAAAGUUUAUCACCGCUACAUUCAUGAUACAUGUGCUUAAAGAAGUUAUAAAUGUUGGUAAUGUAGACUUAGAGUCUUUUUUAUUAUCAUUUCAGCCGGUUAUUUUUUAUAGCCUGUAUGCUAUGCUGUUGUGGAAAUCUCUGUAUCUGCUGUAAUGUGAUUGAAACAUAAUAAAUGAUGUU
Molecule: messenger RNA, 2728 nt
Organism: Centropristis striata (black sea bass)
Lineage: Eukaryota; Metazoa; Chordata; Actinopteri; Perciformes; Serranidae
Gene: tbr1b
Product: T-box brain transcription factor 1b
Exons: 6
Coding region: 2-2035 (677 amino acids)
Biological process (GO): positive regulation of DNA-templated transcription; commitment of neuronal cell to specific neuron type in forebrain; cell fate specification
Cellular component (GO): nucleus
Molecular function (GO): RNA polymerase II cis-regulatory region sequence-specific DNA binding; DNA-binding transcription factor activity, RNA polymerase II-specific
Source: RefSeq, a predicted model, not a curated record